AUGAAUAGUAAUGAACUGAAUCUAAGGCAUGAAUAUUUUUAUGAAAUUUUCGGUAAAAAGAGAAAAUCGGACACUUUUGUUCCUACUCAGCCAUAUACUCUCAAGGUUCAGCCAGCCGUCGGUGACAUUUCCAUAGAGAACGAUGAAGACGUAGUCGAAAAUGAGACUACAUUCAAAGACAUCGCAUUAACACAUGACGCCAGUGCACAAUAUAAUACUGCGCCAAAGGCUUUCCUUCAGCAUUCGAAGACAUCUCCUGCUCUACACAUUUCAACAAAUUUUAAUUCAAGUCCCCAACCUUUCACGACAGACGUGUUGUACUCCAAAAGUAAAAUAGACCAACCAAUACAUGCAUCAAAUGGCCGGAACGCUGCUGCCAAAGCCUUGUCACCUUCUCAAAAAAGAUCGAAUCCUAUAUUGCCCCCCAACACAAAAAAAUAUUCGUCUAACUCAAUAUUAUCGCCAUCCAAGGGCAAUAGUAGUCAUGCCGUGGAUCCGAAUCCGUAUUCUACUCCUCCAACUCCCAAAAGUGCAGACCUCAUAACGGCUUCCCAUAAUUCAUUUGAUAAAAAGCCCGAUACUUCAAGCACUUCUUCUUUGUUUGCUUUGGAUUCACUGAAAAAUCAAAAUAGGCGCUCAUCAAACUCUUCCAAUCAUUCGAAUCAGUAUCAACGCUACGGCAACCAUCAUCACCGCCAUCAUUCAAGAUCUAAAUCAAGCCCCGUCUCCCUAUCAGAGAUUUCUCUGAUCAAAGGAACACCCCUGGUUUACUCUGCACUUUUAUCAUUGAUCGCUAUAAAAUUCAAACAGACUAUUCAAUUAAGUACUCAUAAGAAAAUGGGACUACUUUAUAGAGAUUCAUUUACAGGGAAACAAGCGAUUGAUACAUUGUGCUUGAUCAUAGGCACUUUAAAUCGUAAUUUGGGUUUACUAAUCGGUAAAUCGUUGGAAGCUCAAAAGUUGUUCCAUGAUGUCCUUUAUGACCACAAUAUAAGGGAUUCCGUAUUAGAAGUUUAUGAGUUUUCUUCAAGUUCGGUUUUCAUAGCUCAUCAGUUACAUAGUUUUACGUCAGUUGCCAGUACUCUUUCUUCAUCAACUUCUUCGCUUAACUUAGUUGGUACUAAAACUGAAAUUAAUGGUGUUUUCGUUCCACUUUCGCAUUGUUAUUCGCCCACAUGUUCUAUGGAAAAACUUUGCUACUCUAUCUCCUGUCCUAAUCGUUUGCAACAACAAGCAAAGCUACAUUUGAAAUUAGGUGGUGGCCUUAAGAGAAACAUUUCGUUGGCACUCGAUAAGGACGACGAUGAAAGAAUCUCUUGGACAAGUUCCGUGCCAAAGAGUAUAUGGGAGUCAUUACCCAAAACACAAAUAAAAAGACAAGAAGCAAUAUACGAGUUAUUUACCACAGAAAAGAAAUUUGUUAAAUCCUUGGAAAUCAUACGAGAUACAUUCAUGAAAAAAUUAUUAGAAACAAAUAUCAUUCCAUCAGAAGUAAGAGUAAAUUUUGUGAAGCACGUCUUUGCACAUGUCAAUGAAAUUUAUUUUGUAAAUAGAGAAUUUUUAAAAGCUUUAGCACAGAGACAAGCAUUGAGUUCAAUUUGUCCUGGAAUUGCUGAUAUAUUUUUACAGUAUCUUCCGUUUUUCGAUCCGUUUCUCUCCUACAUCGCAUCAAGACCAUACGCCAAAUAUCUAAUUGAAACACAGAGAUCAGUUAAUCCAAACUUUGCUCGUUUUGAUGACGACGUGUCCAAUUCCUCUUUAAGGCAUGGAAUAGAUUCGUUCUUGUCUCAAGGUGUUUCAAGGCCUGGUAGAUACUCUUUGUUGGUUAGAGAGAUAAUUCAUUCUUCAGAUCCUGUAACCAAUAAAGACGAUUUGCAAAUGCUAAUGAAAGUGCAGGAUUUAUUGAAAGAUCUAAUGAAAAGAAUCGAUAGAGCAAGUGGUGCGGCACAAGAUCGUUCUGAUGUUAAAUUAUUGAAACAGAAAAUUCUGUUCAAAAACGAGUAUGUCAAUCUAGGUCUAAAUAAUGAAAGAAGAAAGAUUAAGCAUGAGGGCCUAUUGUCUAGGAAAGACGUAAACAAGGUGGACGCAUCGUUUGCAGGAGAUAUCCAAUUCUAUCUGCUCGACAAUAUGUUAUUGUUUUUGAAAUCGAAGGCAGUAAACAAAUGGCACCAGCAUACUGUAUUCCAAAGACCUAUUCCAUUGCCUCUGUUGUUCAUUUGUCCCGCUGAGGAUAUGCCAUCCAUAAAAAGACACGUUACUGAAAACCCAAAUUGCUCAGCAGGCAUACUUUCUCCCCAAUAUCAAACAAGCAAUGUCAAAAAUGCCAUCACGUUUGCCUAUUAUGGUACUAAACAGCAAUAUCAAGUAGCUCUGUAUGCCCCACAGCUGGCUGGGUUACAGACAUUGAUAGAGAAGGUCAAACAAGAACAGAGCAGAUAUCUUGAUGAAACUAAGCAGAUCACUUUUAAGCAGUUGAUAGGCCAAUUUUUCCAUUCUUAUACAAAUAAUAAUCACAUUAAUGAUGUUUUACUAUUUUCAGGAGGUAGAUUAUUAUUAGUCGCAACAAAUCUCGGGCUUUAUGUCAUGAAUUAUAACUCUUCGAUCAACCAGCAACCAAUUCAUCUUCUGCAUAAAAUCUCGAUAUCGCAGAUAUCUGUGUUGGAAGAGUACAAAAUCAUUGUUUUACUAAUUGAUAAGAAGUUGUACGGUUGUCCUUUGAAUAUAAUUGAAGAUCCACAAAAUGGUGAUUUUAUUUUCAAAAAGAAAUCCAAGGUCUUGUCAAAAUAUGUCAUGAUGUUCAAAGAUGGUAUCUGUAAUGGUAAGAGGGUCAUUUUGGCAGCUCAUAACUUUUUGCAUACGAUAAAGUUAAUAAAUGUAGGUCCCUUGAUAUCUGACUUUGGCAAUAGUAAUUUUAAGAAAAACCUGAAGGCAAGCUUACUGGAGUUUAGUGUCGAUUCAGAGCCUUUGUCAUUUUCAUUUCUGGAGGACAAAAUCUGCAUCGGUUGUAAAAAAAACAUAAAAACACUAAACGUGCCUGACGUUUUUGAAAAGAAUUCUUUCAAAAUAAGAGAACUUUUUAAUCCAUACAAUGACAAAGUGUUAUUGGGGUUUUGUAAGGAAACAUUUAAAGCGGUUUCCAUAUUUUCAGUGAAAAACCUAUAUUUUAUCUGUUUACCAGAACUUGGAUUCUUUGUGAAUAAACAAGGAAGGAGGGAAGAAGCAAAAGAAAUUAUCCAUUGGGAGGGGGAAGCACAGCAGUUCGCAUAUUCUCAUCCUUACGUUUUGGCAGUUAAUGAAAACUUUAUUGAAAUUAGGGAAAUAGAAAACGGCGAGCUUGUACGUUGUGUACUCGGCAAUAAGGUUCGCAUGUUUAGGGCACACUCUCAAAGUAUUUUAUAUAGUUAUGAAGAUUCUCAUGGAUUUGAAAUCGUUGAAUCGCUAAAUUUUUGA
Molecule: messenger RNA, 3450 nt
Organism: Saccharomyces eubayanus
Lineage: Eukaryota; Fungi; Ascomycota; Saccharomycetes; Saccharomycetales; Saccharomycetaceae
Gene: ROM1
Product: Rho family guanine nucleotide exchange factor ROM1
Exons: 1
Coding region: 1-3450 (1149 amino acids)
Biological process (GO): intracellular signal transduction
Molecular function (GO): guanyl-nucleotide exchange factor activity
Source: RefSeq, a predicted model, not a curated record